ACAUCAGCCAUGGCAACCACAUCCAGACUAUGCGUGGAGCAUGUCGAAAACAUGGGCAUUCAUUACUAUCAAACACUCAGAUGCUGGAGAAAAAACUUCAUGGAAAGGCAGAACGAAAUUUUGGCUCUCGGAUUUAAUGAAAAGUUCAUUAGGACAUGGGAAUACUAUUUUGAUUACUGUGGUGCAGGUUUCAAGUUACUCACACUGGGGAAUUACCAGUUUGGGUGCUGUGAAUUUCAAUGCCGAGUUGAAUUGGAGGCUUAAGGGCUUCAUGAAGGAGCAACACAAAUUUUAGACUAACAAAUGAUAAAUUUGUAGCCAAGAAACUUCUGUUUCUUUUAUUAUAUAUUGCAUAUAUGUAUAUUAAUUCGAAAGUUUUGUUUCUCUUAUUAAAUUUAUAAAAUAUCUAGUUAUUGGAUGCAAAUAUGAGAUAAUUUUUUUUAAGUAUCUAGUUUGUACGUGCAUCAUGAGCUAAUAUGUUUUUUGAUGAUGCAGUUAACUUGUCUAAGGCAGCUAUCCUAGGAAUUGCUCUAGGUGCCCUUGUGAUUCUUUGCAUGGUACUCUUUGCAGCUUGCCGACCACACAAUCCAGCUCCUUUCCCUGAAGGAUCUUUUGACAA
Messenger RNA from Vigna radiata var. radiata (mung bean), 619 nucleotides. RefSeq names its product tuberculostearic acid methyltransferase UfaA1-like. Gene Ontology annotation, molecular function: methyltransferase activity. The record is from RefSeq and is a predicted model, not a curated record. The transcript has 4 exons. Bases 10 to 264 code for a protein of 84 amino acids. NCBI's taxonomy places the organism in Eukaryota, Viridiplantae, Streptophyta, Magnoliopsida, Fabales, Fabaceae.